Rhododendron vialii is the source of this 1836-nucleotide messenger RNA. Its product is annotated as crocetin glucosyltransferase, chloroplastic-like. The record is from RefSeq and is a predicted model, not a curated record. The coding region runs from base 198 to 1595 and encodes 465 amino acids. The transcript has a single exon. Gene Ontology annotation, molecular function: UDP-glycosyltransferase activity. NCBI's taxonomy places the organism in Eukaryota, Viridiplantae, Streptophyta, Magnoliopsida, Ericales, Ericaceae.
ACUUUCCACCACAAAUGUCCUAGUCAGAGCUCCCCAUAUAUCCAUAUACCAUGUGCUUGAAAACCUCUGGAAAAGCCAAUACUAAGUUCAAAACACUUUAUUUUCAUUGAGUACACCCCAAAUCCACCCAAGAACAAGAGGGAAAAAACCCAAAAUAAGAACUUUCACUCUCUAUUUGUUCUUUUGAUAACAAAAUUAUGGAUGACUGUGUCCAAAUCCUCCUCGUAACCUUUCCGGCUCAGGGGCAUAUCAACCCCUCUCUCCAAUUCGUCAAGCGCCUCGUGAAAAUGGGCAUCCACGUCACUUUCUUAACGGCCUUUUCCGCCGUCAACCGCAUAACGAAAAGUGCUGCCGCCGUGCCACGAGACGUGACUUUUCUCGGCUUCUCAGAUGGCCAUGACGACGGCUUCAAAGCCGGCAUCGAUUACGAAGUUUACAUGGCUGACCUAAGGAGAUGCGGUUCGGAGGCAGUGGCAAAAGCCAUCACUGCCAGUGGUGACAAUGGAAAGCCCAUUGUGCACGUGGUGUACGCCACCCUUCUCCCUUGGGUAAGCCAGGUCGCGCGUGACCUUCACGUGCCGUCCACUUUACUUUGGAAUCAACCAGCCACUAUCUUGGAUAUUUACUACUAUUCCUUCUAUGGUUAUGGAGAUGUACUCAAUGAGAGCAAAAUAUCUGACCCUUCAUGGUCAAUUGAAUUACCGGGAUUGCCCCGGCUCACUGGCCGUGACCUUCCCUCUUUUCUACUAGCUCCAAACGUGUAUAAAUCUGCGUUGCCUUUGUUUAAAGAGCAUAUAGACACUCUAGAUGAAGAAACAAAUCCGAAAAUACUCGUAAACUCUUUUGAAGCAUUGGAAAUGGAAGCUCUAAAGGCUAUUGGGAAGUUAAAUUUUGUUGCUAUUGGACCACUAAUUCCCUCAGCUUUCUUGGACGGGAAGGAUCCAUCUGACAAUUCUUUUGGAGGAGACCUUCUUCAAAAAUCAAACGACUAUAUCAAAUGGUUGGAUUCGAAGCCAAGAGAAUCUGUUAUUUACGUGGCAUUUGGAAGCUACUCUGCUUUAGCGAAGCAACAAACAGAGGAGGUUGCACGCGGCCUACUUGAUUGCGGAAGGGCGUUUUUGUGGGUGAUGAGAGGAAAGGAAAAUGGUGAAAAAGAAGAAGAAGAUACGAUGAAUUACGAAGAAGAAUUGGAGCAACAAGGGAUGAUAGUCCCGUGGUGUUCUCAAGUGGAGAUUUUGUCACACUCAUCCGUGGGUUGUUUUGUGAGUCAUUGCGGGUGGAAUUCUUCGUUGGAAAGCUUAGUUUCUGGGGUUCCUGUGGUGGCUUUUCCACAAUGGACAGACCAAGUGACAAAUGCCAAGCUUAUUGAAGAUGUUUGGAAGACGGGGGUUCGAUUGACGAAAAAUGGAGAAGGAAUUGUUGACGGUGGUGAGGUUAAGAGGUGCAUUGAAAUGGUGAUGGGAGGUGGGGGCAGAGGGGAGGAAAUGAGAAACAAUGCUAAGAAGUGGAAGAAUUUAGCAAGAGAAGCAACCAUGGAAGGUGGAUCGUCGGACAAGAAUCUCAAGGCUUUUGUUGAUGAAGUUAGAGCUCGUUAGAGCUUGUUUUAGACUAUUCCAACCUCAAUCCAGCGCAUCAAUAAAGGCAUCAACUCAGGAAUUAAUGAACCACAACUUCACUGCACUUAAAUGCAUCUACAUGUACAAUCGUUAACUGUUCCGAUCUGUUAUGCAUCUACAUCUACUUUUUUUUUUUUUUUAUUCUUUUUUCAGAACUUGUAGGUUAGCCUAAACCCCUUCAAAUUUGAAAUGAUAAAUAAUCCCCAUUCGUCCUUGGCUC